Sphaerulina musiva SO2202 is the source of this 1205-nucleotide messenger RNA. RefSeq lists its product as uncharacterized. The record is from RefSeq and is a predicted model, not a curated record. NCBI's taxonomy places the organism in Eukaryota, Fungi, Ascomycota, Dothideomycetes, Mycosphaerellales, Mycosphaerellaceae. The transcript is spliced from 2 exons. The coding region runs from base 440 to 1087 and encodes 215 amino acids.
CAAAUUUGCGAUGGAGCGCUCGAACGAUCGAGUCAAGCCCUCUGGUCCUAUAUGCUUAAUGGGCAUUAGGUGCUAGCACCGGGAAGCCCGACAGCGACUGCCUGUUGGCUCUGUUUGCUCACGCGCGGGAGCGUUGAAACUUCUAAAUCACCUUGGCUCCCCUCUAUUGCGCAAGUUAUAGGGCUGCUACCAACGCUCGUGUCAAGCCUCUGCUCCCGCCCAUAUACUACCGCCGAUCGAGCUGCACUUGAACGAACCGGCAGAUAUUGUGGCUGCCAAUAAUCUCGCCUCCGCCACAGAAUAGGGAGUAUCUCUGCGAGAAGCAGCACCACUGAUAUGACUUCAUACGCCAGCAGACAGACUUGUGUGGUUUCUGUCCUCCUCCUCAUCGUGUUCCUGCACGUCUCUACACUCCUGGUUGUGGCAUAUCAAAGACAACAUGUUAGUGGAAGCAGCAUUCAAUAAUAUGGCGGGCGAUAAAUUCCCGACAGCACGUUUCGACACUCUUCUGAAGAAGCUACCUCCCACACCUCCAACGAAGAAACGAUACGACGUAAUGCCAAUCAGACUACCCACACCACGCUCUGGCAUGAGACCACACAUAAUAUCAGCAUCACCAGAUAGCACGGGGAGCGACGACGAGACCCUAGUACCAUACGACACAUCACCCACCGACACCGACUGGUCCCACAAACGCGACUCUGCAUUUCCUUCGCCCAAAUCAGACGAUUCAGCACCAUUAGGUCUCCAUGGCACAGCAGUAUUCGACGAUGUCCGCGAGCAAUUUCAAGGCGGAAUAUCUACACUAGACAAUCUACUUCGCUACAUGGAACAUUCGGGCCCUGCACAAUGCAAAGGCUACCGAAGAGGGAUAUUGACCUUGCUGGCGAACCUCGUCGCAAUGGCCAAAUGGCUCGUAGCAUUCUUGGAACUCGCCCGCACGACCGAUAAUGAUUCGAUUUGGACACGAAGUGCUGUGCUCGGACUGCGGGUGGAUCUGCAUCAGUAUUCUUGGAAAGUGAUGAAGUUGACUACACUGCUAAAGCAAGUCGGCGCCUAUCAUGCUCCGAAGUUACAGCUACGAUGACCUAUGUGUAUGUUUUUGGUUGAGUGCAGAUGUCAAAGGACGCAGGGACGGACGGAUUUUAUUUGUUGAUGAUUGAUACCUAUACCUCGAUGAUGUGUGACCGAGGUCGUUCUGGCGU